Messenger RNA from Tribolium castaneum (red flour beetle), 3192 nucleotides. It is a transcript of the gene ktub, whose product is annotated as king tubby. Gene Ontology annotation, biological process: protein localization to cilium. The transcript is spliced from 9 exons. The coding region runs from base 1288 to 2490 and encodes 400 amino acids. The record is from RefSeq and is a predicted model, not a curated record. Lineage: Eukaryota; Metazoa; Arthropoda; Insecta; Coleoptera; Tenebrionidae. Gene Ontology annotation, cellular component: cilium.
UUUUCCAAAACAAAUGUCAUAGUCACAAUGCGAGAAAAUAAGUGCUAAAGAUCGGUUCGUUUUCUCAUAAGAUCAUAAGAUGGAAAAUCCUCUAACCAAAAGUGAGGAGAAGAAGUUCGGGUACCCCAAAGUACGAGAUUCGGACGUUAAAACUGAAAAACCCAAAGUCGAAGUUAGGCGCUUGCAGUACGACCCUAACCCUAAGGUCGGGGACUGGAAAAAGACGUGCUCGCCCAGCUGUUGCCUCUCGUUAUCGGGCGAAGAACGCCUGGGCGGCGUUGCCGGGUUGUGCCCUGGCGCACUUUCCGCAAGUUUAUCGAACAGCUGGUAGGAUUACGUAAUUUGCGAUAAUAUCCAACAAAUGUGCUUUGUUGUCCCGAUUAGGGAAAAAAAUCAGUGAUAAGUGGUACAGGGACUUGGAAAUAGGCACCAAGUGGGGUCGCUGAUGUGGCAAUGCCAUCUAGAUGUUCACACCUUUAAUAAAUUUUUUUGGUAAAGUUGUCUUUUUCGCCUAUUUUUUCUGUGAUGUCCGAAAAGGGGUGAUCAGGUAAUAAUCCGUUUUGACCUGAUAAGAUGCGGUGCCGAAUUUCUAGGACUCGAACACGUAAAGAGAGGGUGCCCGGUAUUUGGGGAUUCAAUAGUGCCCAAUUUAUGCACGCCUGUUAUCAUAACUCGCCUGUUUUGGUGAUAAUAUUGUCCGAUUUUGGGAAAUAGAAAAUAAAGAUGCAAUAAAUGAUAAUUUACUGGACACCCUUCACAGAAUUCUUGUGAAAAACAUUUUAACAAAACACAUGGGAGAUUCCCAGAUGGGCGGUUUAUGGUUUAUGGUUUACGGUCCUUUUAAGCAAACGCCGCCUGAUGCGCAAAAUAGCUUUAAACCGUUUGUUGUCGGUGGAGAAAAGGAGAGCUAGGGAUCAUAAACUAAAUGAGGGAGACUAUGAUGGGAUAUUUAGGGCAGAAAUCUCUACCUUGCGUCAAAAAUUUCAUUGCCAGGAGGGGACAAAAGUCGCCAGAAAAUUGACGCGUUAUUAAUGCUUAUGGUUGUUUCUUUUAAUUAAAAACAGCGCUUAUUUUGGACUAAAUGCCUUGGCCAAUCAAAGUGGCCUGUUAGUUCACGUGAUGAUGACAGUUGUUAGUGGUUGUCAUUCCAGUGGGGUUCGUCCGAUUGUAAACAAAACGUGAAUUAAUCGUUUUUUAUUGGAAUUAGCUAGAAAUAAGAUCGAUCGGUGCAUCUCCAAGAGUUACAAAGCGAGUUACUAUCAACAAUUGGAGAAUUUGGCAUGAGAAAUGUUAGAAAUGGACGUGAGAAAUCAAAAAUUAGAACAACAACGGCAAAUAAUGGAGCAAAAAAUGAAGCAGAAACGAAUGACGUCCGGCAUGAUUCAGGCUUCCGACGUCCGAAAAAAUUCGGCCACUUUGAGGACAAACAGCGGCAAUAGGAGAGAAUUGCAUGGUUAUGACGGUCCGUUACAGUACAGCAUGGCCAGGGACAACAACCCUGAUCAAGUUAUAUCGAUAUUGUCAAGUCCUGACAGUGCUGACGACACCGUAGUUGAAGACUUGACAAACACGGCUUCAAAUGACCUCAUGGACGUUGAAGACGACGAAUCGUCCCCGGUUGCCUCCACCCCCAACAAUGGCAACAUGCCAGUCAACCCCAUUAUUGACCAACCGGCUUUUAUCAAUAAUGGAACGGGAGAAAUUGAGGGCGAUAUUGAAGGGAAUGUGGAGAAGUUUGUUUUGCAACCAGCGCAACAGAAAGUCUUGUACAAAUGUAGGAUAACUAGGGAUAGGAAAGGCAUGGACAGGGGGCUGUAUCCCACUUAUUAUCUCCAUCUGGAGAGGGAUUACGGCAAAAAAGUGUUCCUACUGGCCGCCAGAAAACGCAAAAAGAGCGCCACAAGCAACUACCUGAUUUCGACAGACCCAACGGAUCUUUCACGCAGCGCUGAGUCGUUCGUUGGUAAGUUGCGUUCCAACCUCCUUGGCACCCAGUUCACCGUUUACGACAAUGGCAUCUCGCCCCGAAAGGCCAAUUUCAAGGAGGGUGUGACGCCCCGGCAAGAGUUGGCGGCUGUGACGUACGAUACGAACGUUUUGGGUUUCAAAGGACCGCGAAAAAUGACGGUGAUUCUGCCGGGAAUGACGCUGGAUCAGCAACGAGUGGCAAUUUAUCCACAGGACGAAAGCGAGAGUUUGAUCGAGUGUUGGAAGUCGAAAAAUAUGGAUAAUUUGAUCGAGUUGCACAACAAGACACCGGUAUGGAAUGACGAUACGCAAUCGUACGUUUUGAAUUUUCACGGGCGUGUGACGCAAGCAUCGGUGAAGAAUUUCCAAAUUGUCCACGACAGCGAUGUGGAGUAUGUGGUGAUGCAGUUCGGAAGGGUGGCAGAGGAUGCCUUUACCAUGGAUUACAGGUACCCCAUGUGUGCAUUGCAGGCGUUUGCCAUCGCGUUGAGCAGUUUUGAUAGCAAACUCGCCUGCGAAUAAUCGAAUUUCAAUGUGCCUCACGAAUUUAUUGAGCUUACGGCUAAUUGUACUUAAGGUUUUAUAUACACUGGAAAGAGACAAAAGUUCCGUUGUUAAGGUAAUUCUAGUCCGUUUUUUAAACGAAAUGUUAUUUUUUAAGAUUUUAUAAUCAUAGAUCAUUUCUAUUAAGUAUAGUUUUCUCUCUCUUUCUCUCUAUUUUUAUUCGAAUAUACUUUAGUGCGGCCUUAUAUUUUGCCUUAACUAUUCGUACUCUUAGGAUUGUUUGCAAAUUUCACUUGUUUAGAUGGUAGAUCGUUUAACGAUACACAAUACAAUCAAAUUACGUGUUUUCAGUGUCUUGGAAUUGUCAAUUCACGAUCCAAAAAUAAACGUUAACACUCUGUGUUGUGUUCAAAUCGUGCAUAUAAGCUCACGAAAAAUCAGUAUUUAUCGAUAGUUCAAAAGUCGGACUUGGUCCGCUUGUGUAUUUAAGAGGCUCAGGAUUUAUUUAAAAAAAAAUAAUUAAAUCCGAUGUAUUUUUGUAAUUACCAGAUAAUGGUUUGCUUGUGUGACUUUUAUUUAUUUAUUAGUAGUCUCGAGCUGAACAUUCCAAUCAUUCUUGAAUCAAACAUUUUUUGAUAUUGUUACGAGAUUCUCAACUUGUUUUUUAGCAGUAUUGUACACGUUUUUAUGCCUAUUGCAUUAAUAAAGAGUGAUCCACAA